Messenger RNA from Sclerotinia trifoliorum, 3767 nucleotides. NCBI's taxonomy places the organism in Eukaryota, Fungi, Ascomycota, Leotiomycetes, Helotiales, Sclerotiniaceae. The record is from the annotation of a GenBank genome assembly.
CACGAUUCAAAGGUCUGUUUCUAAUCUCACAUGCCGCCUGCGCUUUUCCUGCGUUUCUGCUUUCGACUUUCUGCUCUCUUAAGCUUUUUAUCCCUGCGCCUUCCUCCACCAGAAAAAGUGCCCCAAUAAAUCCAAGGUGCUAGGUAUAAUUAUUCUUUAGUGUCUGUCAUCUCUUCAAUUUCUAACCACCUUAUAAUAGUCAGAACUCCCUCCCGCACCCUGUGUUUAUUCUCGAACUUCCCUUCCCUUUUGUCAUCAUUUAAUUCUAGCUUGGGAUAUUGUUAGUGCAGAUUCAGAAGAAGGAAUUUAAAAUAUACAAUUUUAUCAUUGUUAUUUUGAUUUUUAUAUCACAUGCCAACUAACUCGACCCUUUCAUUCUCGUCUACAAUAAUUCUUGCAUAUUUUGCACCUUGUCGAUUUUCACAUGCUUCCCGUGCUCUUUGGGAGUACUUAUUAGCCAAUAACUUUUCUGUCUCACACGAAUUAGCAGUAUCGCAAUGGAUUCGACAUCUGUGAAUUUGCUAAGAUCCGCAGUGAACGGCGAGGAGGAUCUAAAUUUGUCAAUGGGAGACGUCGAACAUUCUUCCGGGACCUCCCAUCCACAAUCUCCAGGUGCCAAGUCGAAAAAGAGGAAAUCAUCUGAUGGGAAUGGAGAAUCGACAAAUCCGGAAAAAAAGAAACGUUCUUCGAUUGCAUGUACAAAUUGUAGAAGUCGAAAGGUACGGUGCGAUGUGGAGCGUAGUGAGCGCGUCAAUGAUGCUGGUGAAAGAGUGUGUAACAACUGUGCGAUUGAUGGAAUACAAUGUCUAGUGCCAGGAAGUAAGAGGAGAAGGUUAGUCACCGGGACCUCGGAAGCCUCAAUCUCAAAUCUGUAUAAUUGAUUGACUUAUACAAUAAACAGAACCAAACGAGGUAGCGCCGACAAUGUGGAAGCAGCUCCACUCCAGGUCUACGCAGAUAAUCUAGUAAAUCCGCAACACAUAUCAAACGAUGGUUUGAGACGAGUGUCUGAAGCUAGCAAUGCAAAUUCACCUCAACACGCCCUUCCACAUUCAUCUCAGCAUGUACCCCAUUCAAUUUGUAAGUAGGAGCUCGAUCAGAGACCGAGAUUCUUGCGCAAUGAUAUACUAAUAUUACCAGACCAGUCAGCCCUCAGUAGAAAGGAGAACUGCGAUAUUGAUGGGCAAAGACUCGCACAACUCACAUCUCGGGCUUCUCUCCACGGCGAUCUGGUUCGCACACGUUUGGCAUCCUCCCCACCUCCUCCGUUCAAACACUCACUCCCGGCAUACAUCAAUCCGCUUCCUUCCAGAAUGACCUCGGUCGAUAUAGAAUAUCUUUGGGCAAAAAGCGCAUUACUUAUCCCGGAACCUUCCUUACGAAAUGCUCUGCUUCAAUCCUUCAUCGAAUAUAUUUAUCCAUAUAUGCCACUUCUGGAAUUACACAAAGUUUUACAAAUAAUCAAUGAUGAAGGGUCGUCUGGCUCAAUGAGUCUCUUGCUUUUUCAGUCAAUCAUGUUUUCUGGUACGGCCUUUGUGGACAUGGAUAGCUUGAAACGUGCUGGGUAUCGUACGAGGAAAGCAGCGAGGAAGGCUUUCUUCCAGAGGGCCCGAGUACGUGCUGAAUUUACAUGGACUAGCUUGGAGCAAUGCUAACCAUAUCUAGGUUCUUUAUGAUCUGGAUUACGAAAAUGACAUGCUAACCGCUGUACAAUCCCUCCUUCUCAUGACAUACUGGUACGAAACGCCAGAAGACCACAAAGACACGUGGCAUUGGAUGGGUAGAGCCAUAGAUCAUGCAUAUACACUUGCACUGCAUCGAGAUCCAAAAGGAAUGGACGCUGAUCAUAAAUUGAGAAAGCGAGUAUGGUGGUCAUGUUUUAUGAGAGAUCGACUCAUCGCAUUGGGAAUGAGACGACCGACUAGGGUUAAGGAUGAAGAUUGCGACGUACCAAUGUUGACUGAAGACGAUUUCGAGAUCAAGGCACUUGACUCGCGAAUCUCGAUCAUUUCUUCGGAAUGUUCCUUGGUAAGAGAUGUUGAGGCCCAACGAGAUUUGGCUCUCAUGUGUAUAUCAAAGGCACAAUUGUGUUUAUGUAUCAGCCAAGUUCUGGUAGCACAAUACUCGGUCCUUGGGAGACAUCAAGGUGUGGCCAGCGAUGCUGGAAAUACUACAUCACAAAUUAUGCUGUUUCCCAAGAAGUCGGCGUCAACAGAAGAGGUCGAACAAUGCGAUUUAGCACUCGACCAUUGGAAGGAAAAUCUUCCCCAAGCAUGUGUCUAUUCGAAUCGGAUGAAGGACGAAAGUAGUGGACGACCAGUAUUCGUGGCAUGUUCCUUAUUGCAUAUGAUUUACUUUACCGCGACUUCUGCCCUGCACAGGCCACGGGUUUUACCUGCUGGUCCUAAUCAUUCAGAACCACCAACACUUUUUGAGCUCUCACGUGAGGUGGUAACCAAAGCUGCUGUGGGAACUACAAAUAUUAUCCGCGAUAUGCAUAACUUUGACCUGGAGAGAUAUCUUCCCACCACGGGUGUCACAGCUCUACUGCCAGCCAUAAUUAUUCAUUUAUUGUUGGUCAGAUCUCCAAAGGAAAAUGAGAGGCAAUCCGCUCUAGAUGGGUUUUGUCUAUGCAUGACUGUUCUCGAAAGUUUACGGGAUAACUACUCAUCAGCGGAUUACGCCACCCAAUUCUUGGAAGCAGCUGUUCGAAAAGCGGGUAUGGAAGAUAUCAUAAGUCGUGCCAGAGAAACGGCAAGACGUGAGGACGCUAAGCGGAAAGCGGCUUUAGCAUAUGAGAAGCAACGGGCACAGCUUGAACGCUUGCAAGGUUCUAUGGGUGAGAGGAUCACACCACCAGUCGAUACUCAUCUAAAUGGAUUUGAGUCUUUGGGGACUCUCGUUGAUAACUCAACGGCGAUAUACAAUGGUCAUUUGGCUCACUCGCCUCCAGAUAGUGAUGCCCUUCUUGGUGGAACAGGCUCAGCACUUCCCCCGGACCCAAAUGAUAUGUUCGAAUUUUUGGACAUAAACUAUAACGAAGGUGGUGAAUCAGGAGGAUUUUACGACAUGGAUCUUUUCAGUCGAGAGAUCCCUGGAUUUGGCAGCACGAUGCCCAGUCCUCACAUGGGAGGAGAUAAUCUUACGUUGUUUGAUCAAUCAUACAUGAGUGUGAUGGGUAUGUAAGCUAAUGUUCGAGGUCUAACGUGGUGAUGUUCCUCCAUUUGGUGUUUUCGUUUUUAUGCGAAGACAGGCGUUUCUAGACCGAGGCGUUUCUAGACCGGGGCUUGAUUGUGUAUACGGGAAAAAUAGCAGGACUGAAUAGAAUUUGAUAUACCAUUGUAUAGUCAAUGGCUGGCGUGUGACUUGGAUGGAUUGAGCGAAAUUGGCGCUAGGCUAGGUUGCGAGGUUCAUUAAGGUGCUAUGGAUGAAUGAAUGCCAGCUAGUCUUUUAUUACAUGAUUGGAAAUUAUUAGCCAUCGAACGAGAUUUUGAAUCAUGAAAGUAUGUAGAGUCUGAAAUUUUUGGGAAAAGAAAAAUUGGGCACAAGGAAACUGGCGUCGGUCAUUUCUUGUGUGUAUGGUCGGUUGGUCUGGUUUGGUUUGGUUGGGCUGGCGCUUUCAUUCUACUAUUUUUGUCGUAUAAAAGUGAUGAAUGACGGAUUCUUUUAUUAUUUGUGUAUGGUUUGAGUUGAGGUUGAGGUUAUGGCUAUGGCUCUGCAAAUAGAAUAGAAUAGAAUAGAAUUAUAAUGAAAUGGUGAUGGUGAUG